UUUCUUUGAUGAGUUUUUUUAUUUAUAAUUUCUUUAAAUUCCACUAUAAUGACUUGUUGUUAUGUAAAAGAGCAUCAGUUCAAUAAUAGAAAAGAACGAAUUUGUUUCUGUUCAUAGAGAGUAGAAGAUGCCUAAGGAUGGAAUACUAAGUUGUUUGGGCGGAGGUGCUCUCUACCUUCUUGGCUGGUUCUGUGACAGUGAUGCAGAUAAUCUUCAAUCGGCCCUUCGGAUUAGGAAGUUGAAGGAUUUGGAGAGACUGUUGAGAUAUGAACAUAGAUUGGUGGUCGCAAUUCGGGGAAAAGUUUUCUCGGAAACUCCCAUCAACUGUGAACUUAGUGGUUUACAAGGUGUAGUUGUGGAGCAAAGGGAAGAACAAUAUUUUCUGAAACGCAUCAAGGAUGAUGAAUGGAUGAAGGAUUAUAAAUUCACGCCUUCUACCACAAAAGAAGUUCCAUGGUAUUUGGAUGAUGGGACUUUUCGUGUGAAUGUGGUGGGAGCUCGAAGAGCCGGAGGCUUUGAGUACCCAGCUGAAAAUGCAGUAUUUGAAGGAUCAAAGAGAAGCUGGCCCCAGAUUGAGACAUUAGCUUUUCUCAAAAACCUUCCACUUAUAACAAAAGGGAAGAAAGAUCACAAGAUCCUUGGAGUGAAACGAAUUGAGCGGGUACUUCCAGUUGGUACUUCUUUGAGUGUUGUUGGUGAGGUUGCUGUGAAAGAUGGCAAUGGUACCAUUUCGAUUCGGGAACCAUACAGAAGACCAUUUUAUGUCUCUCCCAAAACCAUUGAUCAGCUCACUGAAGAGAGUAGGAUGUGGGCGAGGUUGUUGUAUGUUGCAUCUUUUGGUUUCAUUGUGUAUGGUGGUGUCCAGAUUGCAAAGCAUUCUAUCUGAUUCAUCAUGGAAACAAAGCUCCAUUGAGAAAUUGCACAGAAGAAGAAAAUGUCGAUGAUUGGAUGAUAUUUUUAAGAAUUUGAAGGCCUUAAAUUGUUAUUUUGUACUCUCAAUCUGACUUUGCUAUGUGGGGUGGGCAGUUACACCAAUGCCCCUCAACUUUUGCUUAUGAAUGUAAAUUUGCAAUUUCUAUAUAUUUUAUGGAUUACUUCUCCAAAUUUGUAAAUGAUUAAGGGGUGAAACUUUGUAAAUCUUUUCACGGGAUCUAACUCCUCAAGUGAUUAUAGAAUACUAUAGUAGUA
Prunus persica (peach) is the source of this 1188-nucleotide messenger RNA. Its product is annotated as E3 ubiquitin-protein ligase SP1-like. The transcript has 8 exons. Gene Ontology annotation, biological process: protein ubiquitination; organelle organization. The record is from RefSeq and is a predicted model, not a curated record. NCBI's taxonomy places the organism in Eukaryota, Viridiplantae, Streptophyta, Magnoliopsida, Rosales, Rosaceae. Gene Ontology annotation, molecular function: ubiquitin-protein transferase activity. Bases 128 to 886 code for a protein of 252 amino acids.